Molecule: messenger RNA, 904 nt
Organism: Glycine soja
Lineage: Eukaryota; Viridiplantae; Streptophyta; Magnoliopsida; Fabales; Fabaceae
Exons: 5
Coding region: 109-762 (217 amino acids)
Source: RefSeq, a predicted model, not a curated record
AAUUCGAUAACCGACGGCUAAAACCUCAUUAAUCGUUCUUCUUCUUCUUCUUCUUCUUCUUCUGAUCCCUUACACCUUCAUUUCAUUUCAGGUUUGUGUGCGUUGCAGAUGGAAGGUAGGUUUGCUGAAGAACUUUAUGCUGAAAGUUUACAACUGUCAAAAUUAGAACUCACAUCCACCAGUGCUGAUGAUCAAGAAAACAAGGCAAACGGUAAGAUGCAGUUUUGUGAUGGUGAUGAUUUGAGUUUGUGGGAUGAAUCUGAUGACAAGUUGGAGAGCUCGUCGGAUUUGGACAGGGAGUGGCAGAGGAGGCACGACCAAUUCCAUACGAUUGGGUAUCGUGAUGGUCUUAUAGCGGGGAAGGAGGCUGCUGCACAGGAAGGUUUCAAUUUCGGUUUUAAACAAUCGGUCCUUGAUGGUCACAGUUGGGGUGUUGUAAGAGGUGUUACCAGUGCUUUUUCUCAUCUUCCACAUCAAUUAAAAGAGAGGCUGAUUGAAACACAAAAGAAAAGGAAUGAAUUGCUAGGGCUGUAUGAAUCUGUGCAUUCCUUGUCAACAACAGAUUGCCUUAGAUUGUUUAGUGAAGAAAUCAAAGCACAGGAAGCUUUGGAACAGAGUGAACACUCAGAAGUUAGCCAUCAUACAGCUGGUUUGCAAGAGCAGCCGUCCCAUGGCUCUGAACUGAGAAAUUAUCGUGAACAACUUGAAUCUCUAAUUCGUGAUUCUCCUGCCAUUGAUAUUCAUUUACCCAAACCAAAAUAAAUGAUGAUCUAUAUUUUAUGUAAUAUACUUUAGCAUAGAAUGAUAAUAGCUUCUUGCAGCACUCAUCUUCCAUUUCUAUGAUUGUAAAAACAGAUCAAUUGAUGUAAUUGUUUAGUUUUAUUGAAAACUUGCUUUUUUGUAA